This is a messenger RNA of Ilex paraguariensis (yerba mate), 567 nucleotides long. NCBI's taxonomy places the organism in Eukaryota, Viridiplantae, Streptophyta, Magnoliopsida, Aquifoliales, Aquifoliaceae. The record is from the annotation of a GenBank genome assembly.
AUGGCUUUGGCUACUUUUGGCCACAAUGAGACUCAUCAAGAAGCAAUGAAGCGGUUUCAAGCAUACUUGGAUGAUAGCAGUACUUCACUUCUUCCAGUUGACAGUAGAAAGGCUGCUUACAUUACUGUGAUGAGUAAUACCAGUUCUAUCAAUAGAAGUGGGUUUGAAUCCCUACUAAAGGUAUAUAGAGAAGCUGAUGCAGUGCAAGAGAAGACCAGGAUUCUGCGUUGCAUGGCAUUUGGUCCAGACCCAGAUAUAGUUUUGGAGGUUCUGAAUUUCCUGUUGUCUGAUGAGGUUCGUGAUCAAGAUUUUAUAUAUGUGCUUUUUGGGAUAAGCUUGGAAGGCCGUGAAACCGCAUGGUUAUGGCUAAAGGAGAACUGGGAUCUGAUCCUACAAAAAUGGGGCGCAGGGAUGCUGCUCGCCCAUUUUGUUAGAGACAUUGUCACACCAUUUUGCAGCCAUGAAAUGGCCGACGAAGUGGGAGCUUUUUUCACAAGCCGAGCGAGUCCUGCAAUUGCUAUGAAUUUGAAACAAAGCAUUGAGCAAGUCAGAAUCAAAGCGAGGUGA